ACCUAGAGUAGAGUGAAGAAUGAAAUAACAGACAUACCUAGGGCCAGUGCCCAUGCACCAUACCCCUACACCGAGAGCUCACGAUUCUCCGCAAAAGAUGUGAUUUUUCCUAGUGGAGGCAUCUUGUCCCGACUUCCAUUAAAACCACUUCUUCCUCCAUUACCAACCAAUUGCUUUUGUUGUCCCUGGUCCUUCCCACCCCUCCCUGCUUCCCUCCUAACGCGAGCCUAUCUGGGCAUUUAAGAUACUAAAGCCACUGCCCUCUUAUCUUAGUUCAUUAAACUUGCGCGUGCAGGUGUUGUCUAGACUACGUAUGUGCAAAUUUAGUUUGCGACUGUCGGAAGCAGGGCCGCUGUGGUGAGAAUGUUAAGUGAUCAUCCGCAUUGACAACGUGUGGCGAGUUUCACGGUUGAGGGGUGUGAUUGCAUUGAAGGGAAGAUCAGUUGGAGAAGUGCAGGAUGAGUCCGUCGACAUCUGUGUGCCGCACUGUCACUCAGGCUGAGAGGGAUUUGGUUGGGAAGGCGGUGCCUCUGAUGAAGGACGCAGGAUUUCAGUUUGGGGUCCGGAAGCAGGAGAAUGGCAGUGGCUCGCCGUUGAAAGUGAGUAAGGAUUCCCACCGGAUCAGGAAGCCACCCUUGCCGCUCCCCCAGGUGCAGUACCGUCCUCCGAUUAUCAUUCAUACGUACUCGCCCAAGGUGAUUCACACGCAGCCGGACGAUUUCAUGUCGCUGGUGCAGAAGCUCACGGGCUCCAGUGAUACAAGGUUGCGAUUGAAGAAGUCUCCGAAGAAGGAGAAGUCCGCGGACCGCAAGGACCAGACACCUGCAUCGAACAGCGGUGUUCAGGCCGCAGCUGCUUUAAUUCUUGAGCGCCAAGGCUCAGGGUCAUCUUCGACGACCAACUGUGGCUCGCCCUCUCUCUCUGUCGACUCCGCGUUUCUAGUCACCGAUUCUUGCGACGGUGAAGCAACAAUCAAUCAGUCGAACUCGCCUAGGAGCCCACUUGACUCACCCUUCGAGUUCGACAACGACCUGAUGUUCACGCAGUUUGAAUACCCUUCAACUCCUGGUAGCAGCAUGUUCAAUUCCCACAGUGUCAAGGCUGAGCCGAUGCUCUCCUUUCCUGGUGACAAUCAUUUCAACUCCUUCGUUGAUUUGAUUGCACCGCAGAAGUCUUCGCCCCGACCUCAAAUGCAACAGGAAGCGGACAACCCGUAUGCCAACAUUGAUAUCAACCCCCCUGUCUCAUCAUUAGGGUUCCUCCCCCCAAAUCUUAUGCCCAGUCUACCCGAUUUCUCACCAAAUACUUCAGCAUGGUCUCAGUCUUUCCUUGACUUCCCCUCUAGUCCUGCACCUUCGGGUCACUUCGGGCUCCAGGCGCCGUAUCAACGCCAACGCCCCCUCCAACAAUUCUCCGCAGGGUACUCUCUCCCUAUGGAAGGUAACAUGGUGGCCCUGGAAAACAUCCAGGCCUUCAUGAUGACAUGAUCUCAGAGUUGAAUUCACAGUAUUAGCGUGGGUUCGGAGGUUAGCGCUUUGUAACAGAGGUUUUAGUGCCGAUGCCUCAACAAUUUUGGUGGUAUGUCCGGUGAGGAGUGUCUUUUCUCUUGCAGAUAGGAAGCUGACGGACAAAUUGUAGCUAUUGACUCUAGAGUAGUGUACCAUGUCUUUGAGGGGUAUUCCGUCAUCGACUUGUAGAGGUCUGUACAUUGUAGGCACAGGAUGCGAGGACACUAACCCAGCUUUGGCACUUGUAGAUAGAUGUCAUGAUUUCAGCGCGGAAUGUUCAGCGUUGCAAGUAAUGGGGAUCAGACCAAUGACAACUUACAUAGAUUCGACCGAGAGUGUAGAAGUUUACACAGAUCUCAAAUGUUUCAUUAUCAUAGUAGAAUUAGCUUCAUCUCGACGCUGAGAUGAGGAGACGUCCAAACAGAGAUAGAGAUAGAGAGGGAAUGUAGAGAAGAACCUCGUGAAAUGGCGGGUCAAAUCUUGUGUUGUAACAUAAUCGUGUUCAGCAUUGCAAUUAUAACGUGCUACUGACAGGAUGUGCGCUUUUUUGCACGCGUA
This is a messenger RNA of Physcomitrium patens, 2066 nucleotides long. RefSeq lists its product as uncharacterized. Lineage: Eukaryota; Viridiplantae; Streptophyta; Bryopsida; Funariales; Funariaceae. Gene Ontology annotation, cellular component: nucleus. The record is from RefSeq and is a predicted model, not a curated record.